Nerophis lumbriciformis (worm pipefish) is the source of this 1146-nucleotide messenger RNA. RefSeq names its product guanine nucleotide-binding protein subunit alpha-13. Gene Ontology annotation, cellular component: brush border membrane; heterotrimeric G-protein complex; cytoplasm. NCBI's taxonomy places the organism in Eukaryota, Metazoa, Chordata, Actinopteri, Syngnathiformes, Syngnathidae. The record is from RefSeq and is a predicted model, not a curated record. Gene Ontology annotation, biological process: Rho protein signal transduction; adenylate cyclase-activating G protein-coupled receptor signaling pathway. Gene Ontology annotation, molecular function: G-protein beta/gamma-subunit complex binding; GTPase activity; D5 dopamine receptor binding.
AUGAAGGGCUCCUCUCUCUGUCCUCCACCCCAGAACUACCUGCCGAGUCAGCAGGACAUCCUGCUGGCGCGAAAGCCCACCAAGGGCAUCCACGAGUACAACUUUGAGAUCAAGAACGUGCCCUUCAAGAUCGUGGACGUGGGCGGCCAGCGGUCGGAGCGCAGGCGCUGGUUCGAGUGCUUCGACUCGGUCACCUCCAUCCUCUUCGUGGUGUCCUCCUCCGAGUACGACCAGGUUCUGAUGGAGGACCGCCAGACCAACCGCCUGUGCGAGUCCCUCAACAUCUUCGAGACCAUCGUCAACAACCGCGUCUUCGCCAACGUCUCCAUCAUCCUCUUCCUCAACAAGACGGACCUGCUGGAGGAGAAGGUGAAGAGCGUGGCGCUCAAGGACUACUUUCCCGACUACGCCGGGACCGAGCACAGCCUGCCGGACGUGCAGGCCUUCAUGGUGGAGUGUUUCCGGGCCAAGCGCCGCGACGCCAACCAGAAGCCGCUCUACCACCACUUCACCACCGCCAUCAACACGGAGAACAUCAGGCUGGUGUUCCGGGACGUGAAGGACACCAUUCUCCACGACAACCUCAAGCAGCUGAUGCUCCAAUGACCCCCUCACACUAGUCCUAGUCUGGCACGGAGCGAGGGACGGUGGACUUUCUCCGUUACCGCUUUUUUGAGAACAACAAAAUGGUCUGAAGGUUUCACCCGUUUGUCCGAGCACUGUAUUCACCCUCUUCACUCCGCCGCUGUUUUGUGAACGCAUGAACAGCAGGAACGUCUUCCUGGUCCCCGAAGAACCCGCCUCGCCUUUUCCCUAGUAGACCCCAUCACUCUUUAAAAAUCCUGCGUUUGUGCCAAACCUCUGCAACGUUCCCUCACUAUUUGUCUUAGGUUUCCCUCACCGCUCCACACCUACAGGGUGGAGUCCCAGCCAGCCCACGACGUCACCUUUGAUGAACUAUGUCCAGAAUCUGGGUGGAGGUGUCCAAAAAGGAGCCCCGUGUGAUCCGCGCUCUGCUUUGUACAUAAGGAAAUCUUUUUCUGUGUAAAUAAUAUCCAGGUUUAUCUCCUCGGUUGUAGAAAUGACGUUUUUUUUCCAUUCUGAAUGUUACAAAAUCACUGCUCCCCCCCACCCCAAUGAAGACCC